AUGGGUGAGGGAACCCCAUAAUAGCAUGAUCAGCCUUAGAAUUAGGAUGAUACUAAGCAAGGACCGUCAAAAAAUUCAUUGGACCCAGAUAUGGAGUAUGUUGGAAUAAUUUACUAAAAUGGGAAGAAGUACAAGAAAUAUAAGAAGAAGGUUAAGAAAAAGAGAAUUCUGACUAGGGAAUAGGUGGAUGAAAUUAGAAGUGCUUUUGAACUUUUUGAUAGGGAUAACUCUGGGAAUAUUGAUGUAAAUGAACUUAGAGAUGCAAUGAAGGCCUUGGGAAUUUAUUUGAAAAAAGAUGAAGUCAAGACUAUGAUGGCGAGAGUUGAUAAAGAUGGAAGUGGCUCUAUAGAGUUAGAUGAGUUUAUGGCCCUGAUGGCUGAGAAAAUUAGUGAAAGAAAUCCUGAGGAGGAAUUGAGAAAAGCUUUUAGAAUAUUUGAUGAUGACGAUAAUGGUUAGAUUUCAGUAGAAAAUCUAAGAAAAGUAGCUAUUGAACUAAAUGAGAAUGCAUCUGAUUAGGAUCUUAGAGAUAUGAUCAAAGAGGCUGAUUCCAAUGGCAAUGGAGAGGUAGAUAUUGAAGAAUUUAUAAAUCUCAUGCGCAAAGCUAAAUUGAUCUGA
Stylonychia lemnae is the source of this 615-nucleotide messenger RNA. The record is from the annotation of a GenBank genome assembly. NCBI's taxonomy places the organism in Eukaryota, Ciliophora, Spirotrichea, Sporadotrichida, Oxytrichidae.